AUCGAGCCUGCCCGCCGAAUGGCCCGACAACCGUGUUGAAGAAGAAUAUAAAUCCCCUCACAGUCCAUUCCCAACUGUACUCCUUAACAACAGCAUCUACUACUACUAUCAUCUCCUCCCUCACUGCCACUGCAACGAAACAACCAAUCAAACCUGAGAAUAACCCCUGAAAAACCAAAAUACCAAAAUACCGAACACCAAAAUGAACAUCCUCCUCCUCCUCUUCCUCAGCCUCCUCCAACUCAUCAGCGCCGCGAAAUCCGGCACCUACAACGCCGGCUGGCCGGUGGCCGGCACCUGGGUGGCGACCGACACGGUGUUCGCGCGCGAGACUGGCAUCGACAAGUAUCGGUUCACCAAAGCGGACGGGAUCUUCUACACGUACCAGCUGGACAUCAACGUGGCCGAGGUGCAAGGGUCGUUCGGCAGCACCUACGUGUUUUAUGAAACGACGGACGAGUAUUACCUCACGGUCUUCACCCGCGGCGUGCACACAAUCAAUUUCAACACCCAGGAUCCGUAUAUCUUGCAGGUCAAGGUUGUCGAGGGUUAAGCUUGAUAAUAUCUGAACCGGGGGGUGAGGGUGCUGUUUUGAGGGCUGGUAUUUGUGGGUAGUUAUGGUAUGGGGGAGAGGGGUAGAAGGGUGAGAGGGCGGUUCUGCGUUUCUCAGCUGCAGUUUAACAUGAUAGUUGAUUGGGACUCGGACAUCCAACAUGCCAGAGUGGUGAUAGUUAUAUUUGCGGGUAGCACGGAAUCUGUUGUGGUGACUUUUGUAUACCCAGUUGACGAGAAGAUAGAAGAUUGAAUGUAUCAUCACCGAGAUAAUAAGAAGCAAGUUGGCUAUAUAAAUGAGUUGGCU
Molecule: messenger RNA, 859 nt
Organism: Aspergillus fijiensis CBS 313.89
Lineage: Eukaryota; Fungi; Ascomycota; Eurotiomycetes; Eurotiales; Aspergillaceae
Exons: 1
Coding region: 203-553 (116 amino acids)
Source: RefSeq, a predicted model, not a curated record